Messenger RNA from Sycon ciliatum, 1825 nucleotides. RefSeq names its product tetraspanin-33-like. The transcript is spliced from 9 exons. Bases 247 to 1131 code for a protein of 294 amino acids. Gene Ontology annotation, cellular component: plasma membrane. The record is from RefSeq and is a predicted model, not a curated record. Lineage: Eukaryota; Metazoa; Porifera; Calcarea; Leucosolenida; Sycettidae.
CGCCGAGGGAAGCUUUGAUUCGAUCUAGCUAGAUGCAACGGAACAACUAAACUACACGUUUCGUCAACUAAUUAGUAGAAUCUACGUCGAAGGCUGUCCCGAGGAAAGAAGUCCCGUUGUUGUUGAAACCGCUCUGUGUCAAGACUUUUACUUUUAGUUGUAGUCAGGGUGUCAAGAACUGGGCUGAGUUGAGGAAGGAGCUCCAAAUCAGUGUUUCGGGAUACUAGUAGCUGUUCGCAAGCAAUCAUGCCCGAGCCUAGACGACGCAGGACCAUUCGUCAGUCUAUCCGCAAACAAUUCGAAGUCAGGGAAGAGCAUGUUGCUCCUUGUAUCAAGUUCACCUUGUUCAUAACGAACACCAUUGCCUGGGUAAUAAGUGUCUGUCUCACGGGAGUCGGCAUUUAUUCUCGUGUGAUCAGCGAUCGUUUCUUCUCUUUGAGUGGAUUCACGACCGAUCCUGCUGUCCUACUGAUCGCCGUAGGAGCCAUAUUCACGUGUGUGGGCUUUCUGGGCGCCAUUGGAUCACUCAGAGAGAAUGUCGUGUUGCUGAAAUGGUUUCACUACAUUCUCAUAUUUAUGUUGUUUGCCGAGCUGGUCAGCGGCUUGCUGAUGUACUUCCUUUCAACAAAGGUGAAGACAGUGGCCAUUGAGCAGACCACCAAAGCCAUAUCUCAGUAUCAGACAACCAACGCAGCAACUGCAUUGGAUGAUGCUAUCCGCGAGGUGCAAAUCCGAUUCCAGUGCUGCGGUGCAAUUCAUCCCAGCGACUGGCGCGUUCAUAGCAAGUACUUUCAAUGCACAGAGGAAGUAUUCACAGAGAUUAUCAGCUCGUGUGGUGUACCAUCUUCGUGUUGCAAAAAGGAGGCCGCGACCAAUGCUCAGUGUGGUUUCAAGGUCUUCCCGUAUGCCAACAUGUCGUUGGCCAAGCAAAACAUGUACCCCAGAAUUAGCCGCCGGAACGAGAUCAUCUGGACAACAGGGUGUGUCGAGGCCGUCUUUGAAUGGAUCAAGAGCAAUUGGCUUGUUCUCGGCAUCCUCUGCGGUGUUGUCAUCAUCAUUCAGUUGAUUGGUAUUGAGUUUUCCCGUCGACUUAUGGAUCAGAUCUGGUAUCUGCAGACACAGAUGCAAUAAACAUCCGACUAUCCCUUCAAGGCUGUGUAUCUUUUGACAGGUUUACUCAGGAAUUCCUAAUGAUGUCUCUAGCCAUCUACUUUUGCCAUCUAUGGCAUACUGGAGGCACACUGGUGAGACAGGGCACAGACACAACACAGCUGUGUUGAUACCUACAAUACAGGUAUCUGAUAUGAUGCUUGACUAGGCAAACAUAAUAUAAAGAACUAUGACAGUGCAUUCUGAACUGGGUGUAACGGCCCGCCAGUGAUAAUUAUUUAUUUAUUUUAAAAUUUAUGAAACACUUUUCCCUUAGUUGUGUGCUGCGAGCAUGUUGGAAAUAGGUGAGGUGAACUACAUUUUUUUCACCUGCUGCGCCACUGCUCACUGCAUGCUCAACCCCCGUUUUCUCGCACCAUGUUACCUUCCCAUGCCCCUUCAUUGCUCCUAUUUGACCAGAGCGUUUUCUUCUUUACAUUGUAACGUUCCAAGUAGGUAAAUAGUAAAAUGUACAUAUCGAGUGCAGUAGACGUUGCUCACGACUAGUUUUGUGUUUCAUGUUAUUUACGGUGAUUGUUGACUUUAUUGCAUUACUUUACAGUCAAUUAAAUUCCUGUGUCUUGUUUGUGUCCUGCUGCAUUGCUCUCUUACAUGCACUGCCUCUAUCACAACAUAUCACGUGAUGUGAACAGUAUCUGUAGAUGUGGCUCUUGCA